Messenger RNA from Ruditapes philippinarum (Manila clam), 1549 nucleotides. Its product is annotated as transcription intermediary factor 1-beta-like. The transcript has 3 exons. NCBI's taxonomy places the organism in Eukaryota, Metazoa, Mollusca, Bivalvia, Venerida, Veneridae. Gene Ontology annotation, molecular function: zinc ion binding. The record is from RefSeq and is a predicted model, not a curated record. The coding region runs from base 24 to 1103 and encodes 359 amino acids.
GUACACAGUCACAUAAUCAGUUAAUGAUUGUUAAAACCUACCCGAACAGCAACCUAAAGGAAUCGAAUAUACAGGUACGGUGUUGUUUAAACAUUAUGGAAGUUCCUGGUCAAAAAGUGUCGACGGACAAAGAUGCCAAACUGUGUUGUUUAUGUGAAGAUUUUGACAUAACAACAUAUGCGGAUGGGUUUUGCGUCGAAUGUGAAGUUUACUUUUGCAAUUCAUGUUUCGUGAAACACAAAGGACGUAAAAUUAGUAGAAAUCAUUCCUUAGUAACAGUAGAUGAGUCGAAGUCAGUGAAAGUAAUGGUUGGUGAUACGUAUGAAACAUGUCAAGAGCACAGUGGAGAAAUUGUGAAAUAUUAUUGCCCAAAGCAUGACCAAGUUGGCUGUGGAGAAUGCAUAAUUGUAUGUCAUAAUGGGUGUAAGUUAGAACUCAUUCGUAACAAAGCUGCUGCUUAUUAUUAUAGUCAGGAAUUUAGAAAUCUAAGAGAAGAGAUGAAUAAAUACAUAAAAGAGGCUGAAGAUAGUUUAUCAUUGGUAGCGAUCAACCGGCAACAACUUGCAAAGUCAUAUGAGCAAUUUGUUAGCGACGUGGAGGCAUUCUCAAACCAGGUAAUUGAGCGUAUAAACAUAAUGAGGCAGAAGGUUCUGAGUCAGGCUAAAAACGUUAUGUUGAAUGACAAGAGGAAAAUAGACGAUUUACAGAAAGAUACUGAUGACUUAAUAGCUGAUUUGACACGCCAAAACAAUCUUAUUGAGUCGAAAUGCGAUACACCCAACAAGCUCUUUGUAUCUUGUCUUCUAAUGAAACCAGAAUUAAAAAGAACCCAGCACAAUUUGGAUUGCUCAAGAAAGAAAAAUGUUGUGACUCAGUAUAAGUUUAUGCAAGACAAAAUUCUAGCUGAAUCUAUUACAGAAAACAAGGUGAUUGGGAUGCUCAUUGAACAGUCGUCGGAAAGAAGUCAACAACAUCAACAUGAAUUCAAGCAAAUUGAUUCGACUGGUGAAGGGCAAGUUUGUAAUCCUUCUCCUCAGGCAAGUAUAUAUAAGAAUUUUCAUUUAAAAUCUUAUUACCAUCAUAUAAUAUUUUAUAAAGGGUGACAUAUGAAACGAUUUCCAAACAGAACACAAGAAAGAAAAGGUGAACAUACAACAACAAAUUGUGACGUUCAGGACUGUCACUGACGCAAAUAUACCUUGAAUAUGCAAACAUAUAAAACAUCAUAUUGACGUAUUAACCAAAGGUCAAAAUAACAACACCCAACAGAUCAAAAUAUGCAUACAUGGACACGUGAAAUUUAUGGAUACCUGCAGAGUCAUAAAAGUGACACUUCGCUUCAGAUUUAAAUCUUUCAAUUUUUGUCAAAGCGAAUUAUGGAUUAAAUCCGAAAAGGAAUGUUAUCACCUGAGUUAAAUAAUAGUAAUUUGUAAUAAGGUGCAUAUACAGAAAAUAAGAGGGUAUUUACCGAUAUAUCUGAAAUAACUCCGAAAAUACAAAUAGGGUACCGAAAAGGGGAAAACCCUUGUAAGGCUAAAUGGGUCUGUCA